AUAUCAAAUUAUCUUUCUUUAUAUUAAUAUGUGACUCCGUGUACAUGUGGAUGGACUCAUAUUAAAAUGCUCAAACCCCUCACCUUAUAACUUUCCAUCUAAGACAUAGAGAUUCCCUCUACCCUAGCUGGGCUUCACCAUAUGAUAUAAGAAACAACAACUCUUCCAGCACCCCUUUUCUUUUGGUUCUAUCUUCUCCCUGCUCCUCAUCCCUUUCCACUCUUCAUGGCCACAAGCUCAAACCCAGAUGCCAUGGAGACUGAUACCUCACCCCUCACCAUCACCGUGGAGAGGAACCCACCCGAGCCUCGAUUGUUGGAGCUUGGCAUCAAGUCAUGGCCCAAGUGGGGUUGCCCUCCAGGGAAGUUCCCUCUUAAGUAUGAUGCCGAAGAGACAUGCUAUCUCCUCAGAGGAAAGGUGAAGGCCUACAUAAAGGGAUCCUCUGAGUGCGUGGAGUUUGGCGCCGGAGAUCUUGUGGUCUUCCCCAGGGGACUCAGUUGCACUUGGGAUGUCUCGGUAGCCGUCGAUAAACACUACAAAUUUGAUUCAUCUUAGCUCUCUCCCAUUGUUCUUCCUCCACCACCUCUACUUCUUCUUUCCCUUUCUUUUUUCUUUUAUGUCAAUGUAACCUUCCUCUUUUUAUAUUUUACGGGUUUCCAGUUAAUAUUAACUCUGGAGGUGUUUAGGUUGCGCUUCCAGUCAAAAAGAAAAAAAAAAAGAAAAAAGAAAAGCCAUUAGUCAAUGCAGGCCGCUUUCAAAGUAAUCUUAUUAAUUUAUUCCUUUCAA
Elaeis guineensis (African oil palm) is the source of this 786-nucleotide messenger RNA. RefSeq lists its product as uncharacterized. The record is from RefSeq and is a predicted model, not a curated record. Lineage: Eukaryota; Viridiplantae; Streptophyta; Magnoliopsida; Arecales; Arecaceae.